Molecule: messenger RNA, 6208 nt
Organism: Drosophila teissieri
Lineage: Eukaryota; Metazoa; Arthropoda; Insecta; Diptera; Drosophilidae
Gene: Spt6
Product: transcription elongation factor SPT6
Exons: 6
Coding region: 110-5698 (1862 amino acids)
Biological process (GO): transcription elongation-coupled chromatin remodeling; positive regulation of transcription elongation by RNA polymerase II; nucleosome organization
Cellular component (GO): transcription elongation factor complex
Molecular function (GO): nucleosome binding; DNA binding; histone binding
Source: RefSeq, a predicted model, not a curated record
GCAAAGCAGAAAUAAAGAAGAAGAGAAGAGGCAGAAACGCACACAAACGCGGCGUUUCUCUGCAUAAAUACGCACUAUAUUAUUAAGUUAAGUUGUAUUCCAUUAUAUUAUGGCCGAAUUUCUGGACUCAGAGGCCGAGGAAUCAGAGGAGGAGGAAGAAUUGGACGUGAACGAGCGCAAGAAGCUCAAGAAAUUAAAGGCGGCCGUCUCCGAUAGUAGCGAAGAAGAAGAAGAUGACGAGGAACGACUGCGCGAAGAGCUCAAAGAUCUGAUCGACGACAAUCCCAUCGAGGAGGACGAUGGCAGCGGUGACGACUCAGAUACCGGGAGCGGUGGCGACACCGAAGGCGGCGGCAGCGGUAAAAAGCGCAAAAAGCACGAGGACGACGAUCUGGACGAUCGACUGGAGGACGACGACUAUGAUCUAAUCGAGGAGAAUCUGGGCGUCAAAGUCGAGAGACGGAAGCGGUUUAAGCGUCUGCGUCGCAUCCACGACAACGAAAGCGAUGGCGAGGAGCAGCACGUGGACGAGGGUCUGGCCCGGGAGCAGAUUGCCGAGCAGUUGUUCGACGAGAACGAUGAGAGCAUUGAGCAUCGCAGCGAGCGCAGUCCCAGGGAGGCGGACGCCUUCGACGAGGAGGACUCGGAGUCGGACGCGGAUGACUUCAUUGUGGACGAUAAUGGGCGUCCCAUAGCCGAGAAGAAAAAGAAGCGGCGUCCGAUCUUUACAGACGCAUCACUCCAAGAGGGUCAGGACAUCUUUGGCGUGGACUUCGACUAUGACGACUUCUCAAAAUACGAGGAGGACGAGUACGAGGAUGAUUCCGAAGGAGAUGAGUACGAUGAGGAGCUGGGCGCCGGCGAUGAUAUGCGCGUCAAGAAGAAGAAGGCGCUCAAAAAGAAGGUUGCCAAAAAGACAAUCUUCGACAUAUACGAGCCCAGCGAGCUCAAGCGUGGCCAUUUCACCGACAUGGACAACGAGAUUCGCAAGACAGACAUCCCAGAACGCAUGCAACUGCGCCAGGUGCCCGUGACCCCGGUGCCCGAGGGUUCACACGAGCUGGACCUCGAGGCUGACUGGAUCUACAAGUAUGCGUUCUGCAAGCAGACCGUUUCCGAGCAGGAGAAGCCGGAGAACCGCGAGAAGCUGCGCAAACCACCGACGGCCGUAAACAAGAUAAAGCAGACGCUGGAAUUUAUACGCAACCAGCAGUUGGAGGUGCCCUUCAUAGCCUUCUAUCGCAAGGAGUACGUCAAGCCAGAGCUGAACAUUGACGAUCUGUGGAAGGUUUACUACUAUGAUGAGCGCUGGUGUCAGCUAAACGAAAGAAAGCGCAAGCUAAAGGUGCUUUUCGAGAAAAUGCGUCAGUUCCAGCUGGACACGCUAUGCGCUGACCCCGAUAAACCCAUACCGGACGAUGUGCGCCUCAUGCUGGACAGCGAUUUUGAGCGCCUUGCCGACGUGCAGUCUAUGGAAGAGCUGAAGGACGUGCACAUGUACUUUCUGCUCAACUACUCGCACGAGCUGCCGCGCAUGCAAGCAGAGCAACGACGCAAGGUGAUUCAGGAGCGUCGCGAGGCCAAGGCGCGUCGCCAGGCGGCCGCCGCCGAGAACGGUGACGAUACGGCGGAGGGCGCAACGAUAGUUGUCCCAGAACCGGAGGACGAUGACGAUCCGGAGCUGAUCGAUGACCAGCUGAAGCAGGCGCCCAACAGCAGUCCCUAUGCGGUGUUCCGCAAGGCGGGCAUCUGCGGCUUUGCCAAGCACUUUGGUCUGACGCCAGAGCAGUUUGCCGAAAACCUGCGCGACAAUUACCAGCGUAAUGAGAUCACCCAGGAAAGUCUCGGCCCCACUGAGCUGGCCAAGCAAUAUCUGUCACCGCGCUUCAUGACCACGGAUGAGGUUAUCCAUGCCGCAAAAUAUGUGGUGGCCCGCCAGCUGGCACAGGAGCCACUGCUCCGCAAGACCAUGCGUGAGGUGUACUUCGACAGAGCUCGGCUUAACAUACGGCCCACCAAGAAUGGCAUGGUGCUAAUCGACGAGAAUUCGCCCGUGUACUCGAUGAAGUACGUGGCCAAGAAGCCGGUGGGUGAUCUAUUUGGCGAUCAAUUCAUAAAGCUGAUGAUGGCCGAGGAGGAGAAACUGCUGGAGAUUACGUUCCUCGAGGAGUUCGAGGGCAAUGCAAAUGCCAACGGACCACCCGGCGACUAUGUGGAAGAGUCCAAGGCCCUGUACCACCUGGAUCAGUUCUCCAAGCACGUGCAGGAGUGGAAUAAGCUGCGGGCGGAGUGCGUUAAGCUGGCGCUGCAGAAGUGGGUUAUUCCGGAUCUUAUCAAGGAGCUGCGCUCCACCCUGCACGAGGAGGCUCAACAAUUUGUGCUGCGCUCCUGCACGGGCAAGCUGUACAAGUGGCUAAAGGUGGCACCCUAUAAGCCGGAACUGCCCACCGACUACGGCUACGAGGACUGGAGCACACUGCGGGGCAUACGGGUGCUGGGUCUGGCCUACGAUCCCGAUCAGUCAGUGGCCGCCUUCUGUGCGGUGACAACCGUGGAGGGCGACAUCUCCGACUACCUGCGACUGCCGAACAUUCUGAGGCGCAAGAAUUCGCACAACGCCGAGGAGAAGGCCCAGAAACUGGCCGACCUUCGGAAGCUGAGUGACUUUAUCAAAAUGAAGAAGCCACACAUUGUUGUCAUUGGAGCGGAAUCGCGUGACGCCCAGAACAUCCAGGCAGACAUCAAGGAGAUUCUGCAAGAGCUUGAGACCUCCGAACAGUUUCCGCCCAUCGAGGUGGAGAUAAUCGACAACGAGCUGGCCAAGAUCUAUGCCAACUCAAAGAAGGGCGAAUCGGACUUCAAGGAGUAUCCUGCCCUGCUAAAGCAGGCUGCUUCGCUGGCCCGCAAGAUGCAGGAUCCUCUAGUGGAGUAUUCGCAGCUGUGUGAUGCGGACGACGAGAUCCUCUGCCUGCGCUACCAUCCGCUGCAGGAGCGUGUGCCGCGCGAACAGCUGCUGGAGCAGCUCAGCCUCCAGUUUAUCAAUCGAACGAGCGAGGUGGGCCUGGACAUCAACCUGAUGGUGCAGAACUCACGGACCGUCAACCUGCUGCAGUACACCUGCGGCUUGGGUCCACGUAAGGGUCAGGCUCUACUCAAACUGCUGAAGCAGAGCAACCAACGGUUGGAGAACCGCACCCAGCUGGUCACCGUGUGUCAUCUGGGUCCCAAGGUCUUCAUCAACUGCAGCGGUUUUAUUAAGAUCGAUACCUCAUCCCUGGGCGACAGCACGGAGGCGUAUGUCGAGGUGCUGGACGGGUCGCGUGUGCAUCCAGAAACGUACGAAUGGGCCAGGAAGAUGGCCAUCGAUGCCAUGGAGUACGACGACGAGGAGACCAAUCCGGCCGGUGCUCUUGAAGAAAUUCUCGAAUCGCCCGAGCGCCUCAAGGAUCUCGAUCUGGACGCAUUCGCCGUGGAGCUGGAGCGCCAGGGAUUCGGCAGCAAGAGCAUAACCUUGUACGACAUACGCAACGAGUUGAGCUGCCUGUACAAGGACUACCGCACUCCGUACACCAAGCCCAGUUCGGAGGAGCUCUUUGACAUGCUGACCAAGGAGACGCCCGACUCGUUUUACGUGGGCAAGUGCGUCACGGCCAUGGUUACCGGGUUCACCUACCGUCGGCCGCAGGGCGAGCAGCUGGACAACGCGAAUCCGGUGCGCAUAGAGUCCAGCGACAGUUGGCAGUGCCCCUUCUGCCACAAGGACGACUUCCCAGAGCUUUCCGAGGUGUGGAAUCACUUUGACGCGAACGCCUGUCCUGGUCAAGCAUCGGGCGUUCGUGUGCGUCUGGAAAACGGCUUGCCGGGCUUCAUACACAUCAAGAACUUGUCCGAUAAGCAGGUGCGCAAUCCCGAGGAGCGUGUGCGCGUCUCCCAGAUGAUUCAUGUGCGCAUCAUUAAGAUAGACAUUGAUCGAUUCUCAGUCGACUGCUCAUCCAAGACCGCUGAUCUAAAGGACGUAAACAAUGAGUGGCGGCCGCGGCGCGACAACUACUAUGAUUUUGUGACCGAAGAGCAGGACAAUCGGAAAGCGAGCGAUGCCAAGGCGAAGGCCAUGAAGCGCAAGACCUACGCCCGCCGCGUUAUCGCCCAUCCCAGCUUCUUCAACAAGUCGUACGCGGAGGUGGUAGCCAUGCUGGCGGAGGCCGAUCAGGGCGAGGUGGCCCUGCGUCCGAGCAGCAAGUCCAAGGAUCACCUGACAGCCACCUGGAAGGUGUCCGACGACAUCUUCCAGCACAUCGAUGUGCGCGAGGAGGGUAAGGAGAACGAUUACAGCCUGGGCAGGAGUCUAUGGAUCGGCACCGAGGAGUUCGAGGAUCUGGACGAAAUCAUCGCCCGUCACAUCACGCCGAUGGCCUUGGCUGCCCGCGAACUGAUACAGUACAAGUACUACAAGCCGAUCACGGUGACCGGCGAUGAAAAUGAGCGGGAUGUAAUGGACAAGGUGCUACGCGACGAGAAGUCAAAGGAUCCGAAAAAGAUACACUAUUUCUUCACGGCCUCCCGCUCCAUGCCCGGCAAAUUCCUGCUGUCCUAUCUACCCAAGACGAAGGUGCGCCACGAGUAUGUGACGGUGAUGCCGGAGGGCUAUCGUUUCCGUGGCCAGAUUUUCGAUUCGGUCAACAGUCUGCUGCGCUGGUUCAAGGAGCACUGGCUGGAUCCAACGGCCACGCCGGCCAGCGCCUCCAUGGUAUCCAAUUCAACGCCACUGCACUCGAUGCGUCCGCCACCGGCGAUCUCGUCGUCAUCCCUGACAUCCUUGGGCUCUCAGGCGGCGUACAGCACUGGCAGCGUGUCUGGUGGAACGCCGCGCAGUGGCAUCAGCAGUUCCGCUGGCGGUGGCGGUGGCAGUUCCAGCGCCUACUCCAUCACGCAAUCCAUGGUUGGCUACGGCGCGGCGAGCAAUUCUGGCCCGGCGGCUGGAAUGGGCGCCUCGCACUACGGCAGCUCAUCGACGCCGUCGUUCGGUGCCAUCAAUACGCCAUAUACGCCCAGUGGCCAGACUCCGUUCAUGACGCCCUACACACCGCAUGCCUCACAGACGCCGCGCUACGGCCACAAUGUGCCGAGUCCUAGCUCGCAAUCCUCGAGCAGUCAGAGGCACCACUACGGCAGCAGUUCCGGAACGGGCAGCACACCCAGAUACUAUGAUAUGGGCGGAGGUGGAGGCGGUGGCGGUGGUUCCAAUGCCUACAACAUGGGCGGUGGCAGCAUGCCGCCCCAUCACCAGCAACGUGCCAAAGAGAACCUCGACUGGCAGCUGGCCAACGAUGCCUGGGCAAGGCGCAGACCGCCGCCGCAGCAGCAGCACCAGUCGCAUCAAUCGCAUCAUGCCCAGCAGCAGCACCAUCAUUCGCAGCAGCAACAGCAGAUGGGAAUGGGCAUGAGCAUGAACAUGGGCAUUGGAAUGGGGCAUGGGGCCAGCGGCGGCGGAGGAGGCGGUGGUGGUGGCUAUGGAUCGACGCCCGUCAAUGACUACAGCAGCGGAGGCGGACACAAUCGGGGAAUGGGCUUGAACCAGGGCCACGGAGCAGGCGCCUCCAUGUCCUCGAAGGCAUCCGUGCGCAGCACGCCGCGCACCAACACCUCGCCGCACUCCAUGAAUCUGGGCGAUGCCACGCCCCUCUACGACGAGAACUAGGGCGAACUGAACGCAGAACUAAACCACCACAAACUGCAAAGGAACACUAUGCACACACCAUAUACCCUAUACACUAAUCGGGGAAUACACUAAACACUAAAAUACAAAAACGAGAACAGAACAGAACAGAACAGAACAACCGAACGGAACGGAACAGAACAGUCUACAAUAAUAUAAAAAUCAUGCACGCGCAGCUGGCGGAGAAGCAGGUGCACUAAUCUUAGUAAUUUGGAGUGCGAUUCCGCAUUGAUCCUCAACGAUAUUUACGUUUAAGUCAAGUCCAUAACUGAUUCGCGGUUCACACAUAUAUCUAUGUAUAAUCGAAAAUUGAAGGGCGCCUGCCGUUGGUGUCGUUGGAGUAGAGUGGAGUGGAUUCAUCAUCCGGAGAAGAAGGCGGCGGAGAACGGCUGGGCAGGAGCUGGAGGAGUUGAGACGCUCGGGGGCGGGGAGCAAUCAGGUUUGUGACGACGGAAGGACGAAAAAUAAAUUUCAAGUUUUUCUGACCAGAAA